Molecule: messenger RNA, 249 nt
Organism: Peniophora sp. CBMAI 1063
Lineage: Eukaryota; Fungi; Basidiomycota; Agaricomycetes; Russulales; Peniophoraceae
Source: the annotation of a GenBank genome assembly
AUGUCCUGGCCCCCCAGCCAUCGGGCGGCCUCAUCUAUCCCGUUAUUGGGACCCACCCUUCGGAUGAGCCUGUGGAGGCACUCCCGCGUCCGGAUGACAGGGCCUGUGAAUACCGAGUGGAAGAGACGUGGUCCCUUGCCUUUUCCCGCUUACGUGUUGUUGUAUCGUGUACUGUGCCCAAUCAAUGGUUUCAUUCCCUUGCCAUUGUACACGAUGAAGCUGAAUUGGAGGUUGCUUUGUCAAACAUGA